Arachis duranensis is the source of this 1358-nucleotide messenger RNA. Its product is annotated as riboflavin synthase. Gene Ontology annotation, biological process: riboflavin biosynthetic process. The transcript has 3 exons. Gene Ontology annotation, molecular function: riboflavin synthase activity. The record is from RefSeq and is a predicted model, not a curated record. Bases 168 to 1037 code for a protein of 289 amino acids. NCBI's taxonomy places the organism in Eukaryota, Viridiplantae, Streptophyta, Magnoliopsida, Fabales, Fabaceae.
CAAUCACAUUUGCCCCCUUGUCCCUUAAUCCCUCAUUCCUAGCCUGUUUUCACAACUCUCUAUUUAUCCGCCCCGGUGUGUGUUGUUCUUACUGUUUGUUUUCCCUUGGCCUCCAGUAGGAAAUAAAGAACCAAACAAAUAAAGGAGUACACUUGAGCCAACAGAACAUGGCAACGCAAAUGGCGGCAGCAGCAGUAGUUCCAUCUUCUAUUGUCUCCACAUCCACAACCCCCAAAAUCACACCAUCAACAUACACCUCUCUCCUCCUUUCCAAAGCCCAUCACCGUCGCCGCCUCGCGUUCAAUCCAAUCUUAAAACCCUCCCCACUCCGCCUCACGUUCCUCCCCAAUAAACUCAGAUCCACCCUCCCCCUCCGCCGCACCAAUGCCACCGCACCUCAAACUCCUCAAACUCGAUGCCUCUUCACCGGCAUCGUUGAAGAAUUGGGAACCGUCAAGCAACUCGGCAAGGCCCCACCCGGUGGCUUCGACAUGGUAAUUGCAGCCAAGACCGUUCUUGAGGGCGUUAACCUCGGCGAUAGCAUCGCCGUUAACGGAACCUGCCUCACCGUAACGGAGUUCGACGCCAACACGUUCACCGUUGGCUUGUCGCCGGAGACUCUCAGGAAGACCUCGCUGGAGGAGCUGCAGGGCGGGUCGCUGGUAAACCUGGAGCAGGCGUUGACCCCUACGAGCCGCAUGGGCGGGCACUUCGUCCAAGGUCACGUGGAUAGCACGGGUAUCAUACUCUCGAAGGUUCCUGAAGGUGAUUCGCUUUGGAUCAAGGUAAAGGCCGAGAAGGAGUUGCUGAAGUAUGUGGUGCCAAAAGGAUUUAUUGCAGUGGACGGGACGAGUUUGACGGUGGUGGAUGUGAAUGAUGGAGAAGGAUGGUUCAAUUUCAUGCUUGUGGCGUACACGCAGCAGAAGGUGGUUAUUCCAUUGAAGGAAGUUGGCCAGAAGGUGAACCUGGAGGCUGACAUUCUUGGGAAGCAAGUGGAGAGGCUACUUAGUGGAUACAUUAGCAUUAGGAGCUCUUGAUGCAACUCCUGAAAAGAACUGCUGCUCUACAUAAUUGCCUUGCCAAAAACAAUGUGGAGGGCACAUGCGACCAUCAAGUUUGUAUAUCCUACUGAUUCUGCUGAGGGUAAUAGUAAUUUGUUGCCGCUCAGAUUACCGAGCCAUGGUACACACUUGCGGUCAAGUUUACUGUUGUCUCUGCUCAUAGUAUCAUUGGGUUCUUGGUUGAUUAUCUCAUAUUUUACUCUGGAAUUUUUUUUUUUUUCAGAUUCAACUGUAUAAUUUGCAUUAUUUAUUGAUUGAGAUGCUGAGAGAUAAAAAUUCUUCAUGAUUAAACUUCAA